CCAUGUUACAAUGUAACACUCAGCACUGCCGCUGCUUCUGCGGCUCCUGCAAUGUAACAGCACCGCGAACGGAGACGCAGCUCGAGACGCGACCGACCCCGACGAGCCGACCUCCAGAGCGGGAAAUGCGUUUUUGGUUUGCCGCGAGACCCCUUCUGCCGCCCCAGUGGUCCCGCUGAGAGGAUCGCGAAGCGUCCCCGCUGUCUGGCUCCGCAGAUUCGAGUUCGUGUGGAUUACUGGAACCGGAGGCCCCGUUGAGUUGAACGUGUUGGGCUGGAGUGGGUCAGUAUGAGGCUGCCGCUGCUCUGAGCGGGCUCUCCGCUCCCCGCCUCGGGUCUCUUACUAAAUAAAAUUCACUUAUAAAACUGGACACCCCUGGAGCAGUUUAUGACGACUCUGGUUGGACCGUAAUGACCGCACGCUUCCGGUUGCCUGCAGGCAGAUCCUACAAUGUCCGGGCGACGGAGCUGGCACGCGACAGGCAGCGCACCGAGGUGGUCUGCAACGUUCUUCUUUUGGACAACACUGUCCAGCCUUUUAAAGUCAAUAAGCACGAUCAAGGACAGAUCCUUCUGGAUGCUGUCUUCAAGCACCUGGAGCUGACCGAGAGAGACUAUUUUGGGUUGCACCUGGCCGACGAAUCCUCUGAUAGCCCGAGGUGGCUGGAUCCAAAUAAACCCAUAAGGAAGCAAUUAAAAAGGGGCUCUCCACAUCAUCUGAACUUCCGGGUGAAAUUUUUUGUGAGCGACCCCAACAAACUUCAGGAAGAAUACACACGGUACCAGUAUUUUCUACAGAUUAAGCAGGACACGCUCAGUGGAAGACUGCCCUGUCCGCACAAUACUGCCGCGCUCCUGGCUUCGUACGCUGUUCAGUCUGAGCUGGGUGAUUACAGCGAAGCUGAGAAUUUGCCAGGAUACCUGUCUGAGUUCUGUUUCAUCCCCAACCAGCCUCAGGGCUUUGAAAAAGAGGUCACCAAACAUCACCAGCAACACAGUGGACUUACUCCAGCACAGUCUGAAUUCAAUUACCUGAACACGGCACGAACGUUGGAGCUUUAUGGAGUGGAACUGCACUAUGCAAGGGAUCAAAGCAACACAGAGAUUUUCAUAGGCGUGAUAUCAACUGGCAUUGCCAUCUACAAGAACAGGGUACGAAUCAACUACUUUCCAUGGUUGAAGAUUGUAAAAAUAUCUUUUAAAUGCAAGCAGUUUUUCAUCCAGCUGAGAAAAGAGGCGCACGAGACAAGAGAUACAUUGCUCGGGUUCAACAUGGUAAACUACAGGGCCUGUAAGAACCUCUGGAAGGCCUGUGUUGAACACCACACCUUCUUUCGGCUCGAUCGGCCCGUUCCGCCACAGAAGAACUUCUUUGCGCACUAUUUCAGUUUGGGCUCCAAGUUCAGAUACUGCGGGAGGACGGAAGCACAAUCUGUUCAGUAUGGCAAGGAGAAGGGAAUCAAGGACAGAGUGUUUGCAAGAUCUCCCAGCAAGCCCCUGGGCAGAAAGUUGAUGGGUGUGACAGACUGGGAAUCAGUGAGCAGGAACUCACUGUCUGAAGAGAGGCUGGAGACCCGUAGCCUGCCCACCCGCUCGCCCCCCGGGACGCCCAACCAUAGGAACUCCUUAUUUGUGCAAGAGGGUCCUCGGCUAAGACCUUCUUCCAUGGGUCACCUGGUGGACCAUGUCAUCCAUGCCUCCCCCAGCCUUCCUGUUUUCUCCAAUCACAAAUCAGCUUCCUCUACACAAGCUAAUAGCAUCAGCCUGGAGUCUACCCCGUCUCCAGAAGGAGUUGAAGGUCUGCCCCCUGCCCUCCCACCCAAACAGUCCCGGAAGAACCUCAGCCAGCUUAUACUGUCCCACUCUCAACAGGACUUGGACAACCACAUCAGUGAAAUGUACAAUGUCCCUAUAGCAACCGAAAAGGCUACGCCCAAUGGAAUCAUUCCUCACGACAAUCUUGUCCUGAUCAAGAUGAAACCAGAUGAGAACGGAAGAUUUGGGUUUAACGUGAAGGGUGGCUCUGAUCAGAAGAUGCCCAUCAUCGUGUCUCGAGUAGCGCCUGGAACAUCGGCUGAUUUGUGUGUGCCUCGACUGAAUGAGGGCGAUCAGGUUGUGCUGAUCAAUGGUCGAGAUAUUGCAGAGCACACGCAUGAUCAGGUGGUCAUGUUCAUCAAGGCCAGCUGUGAGAGCCACUCGGGGGAGCUCAUCCUGUUGGUGCGGCCCAAUGCUAUCUACGAUGUGGUUGAGGAGAAAUUGGAGACAGAACCGGAUUUUCAAUAUAUCCCGGAGAAAUCUCCUACAGACCCAUCGCAGCUGGACCAGGACGCCUGGAGGGACUCAAUGCUGCAGUUAAAGGAGGGUCUUAACAGUGCUACCGUACUGGCCCAGUUUGAUCAACUGUAUCGAAAAAGGCCUGGAAUGACAAUGUCAUGUGCCAAAUUACCUCAGAAUCUUUCCAAAAACCGCUACAGAGACAUCUCACCUUAUGAUGCAACUCGAGUGAUCUUGAAAGGUACAGAUGACUACAUCAAUGCAAAUUACAUCAAUAUGGAAAUCCCUGCCUCCAGUCUCAUAAACCGCUAUAUCGCCUGCCAGGGGCCGCUGCCCAAUACGUGCCCAGAUUUCUGGCAGAUGACGUGGGAGCAGGGCUCCUCUUUGGUAGUCAUGCUUACUACUCAGGUUGAGCGAGGACGUGUGAAGUGCCAUCAGUAUUGGCCGAACCCCUCAGGUAGCGCCACAUAUGGCGGCUUUCAGGUUUCCUGCCAGACUGAGGAAGGAAACACUGCUUUCUUGGUUAGGGAUAUGACUCUUACUCACAUUGAGAGUGGAGAAAGCAGGGAAUUGACCCAGAUCCAGUACCUGGCAUGGCCCGAUCACGGUGUACCAGAUGACUCAACGGACUUCCUGGAUUUUGUGGCUCUGGUUCGGAGUAAACGAGCUGGGAAAGACGAGCCCGUUGUUGUCCACUGCAGUGCUGGGAUUGGCCGGACGGGAGUUCUCAUCACCAUGGAGACGGCAAUGUGUCUGAUGGAGUGCGGCCAGCCGGUGUAUCCAUUAGAAAUUGUGAGAACCAUGCGGGAUCAGAGGGCCAUGAUGAUUCAGACGCCUAGCCAGUUCAAGUUUGUGUGCGAGGCCAUGCUGAAGGUUUACGAGGAGGGCCUGGUCAAACCGCUCAAGUCCUCGCUGUACGAAUCCAACUAAUGCAAUGCCAGCUUUUCCCUGAAAAUGAUGCUGAAAUUCACUGACAGGAUCUUCUUCCGCAUGAUGAUGUUACAGAGUGAUGGAGAAGUAUCUAGAGCCAGGAACACAGGACAUAAAUCAAGCACUGCUGCACUUUACGCUGGCAAAGAGACUAUAUGCCAGGCUUCAAUGAGGAGAGAAAGAAGUGAGAAAGAAAUCUAACAAAGGUGAAUAAGGUACUUGUUGGGACUUUAAGUGUUCAGGGUUUUAACAGAUAUAUAUGUUAAUAAUGAAUAGAGUGGAGAUUGCUGGUGCCAUAUGUGUGUAAGGGCAGGCCCGUGAAUGAAUGAGUGUUUUUAUAUGUGGUCACCUAUUAUUUGGAAACGAACAAUACCCACAAAACAAUUCACAUUUAGGCCUGUGUUGCAGAUGAACAUUUGUAUUUUUAUUAGAAAUAUUUAUUGUUUUAGUUUCAAUAUUGAGCCCUGCUCAUUCAACAUAAGGAACUACUUACAAAACUAAACAAAACACACUUUUUUUUUUUUUUUUUUCUCCCAACAGGGAUCUUUUUUUUUUGGUUGUUCUCACUUUCUGGCGGAGGAUGAAAAUUUUUAUUUAUUUUGCUGUCAAACUAAAAAGUAAAGUCCACAAGGACUUUAAAGCACUUUGCAUUACAGCUGUGAUGCAAAAUAUCAGUUCGCACGCAGAAGCUAAAGGAAUACUAAAACGAAAAUGAUGUGAUUUAUUUACUCACCCUUGUGUCUUUCCAAACCCAUAUGAGAUGUUUUAAAAAAAUAUUCAUGCUGCUAAUUUCCAUACAGUGAAAGAUAAACAAGACAAAAUGACAGAAAACACAAUGAUAUUAACUACAUUCUGAGACUUCUGAAGGCAAACAGCAGUUUUGUGUGAGGAUAAGACUGAAGUAUAACUUUAAUUACUGAAAUAUUUCUUCCAGAUGGUAGUUCCUCAAGCUUACAGAAUUAGUUGUGAAAUAAAAGUACCUUUGAGACUAUAGAAUAAUAAACUCUGGGCUGCCAUCCCACAGAAAUUAAUAUACAGAAGAUUCCUUUAAAAUGAAAUUGAUUCGUUUUUUGUAUACACUCCUCUGGUGUUUUAUUAUAAGAGAACUGUCAUUUAGAAAUUUAAUCUGCCCGCAGGCAAACAUUCCCUGAAAGAUAUUAGGAUUUAAAAUCAGAACUCAGUUGAAAGGUCUAGUAUUACCUGUAGAUGAUAUAACAAGCUGCAUCAAUGUUGCAAAUAAUAACUGUGUGUGUGUGUGUGUGUGUGUGUGUGUGUGUGUGUGUGUGUGUGUGUGUGUGUGUGUGUGUGUGUGUGUGUGUGUGUGUGUGUGUGUGUGUGUGUGUGUGUUAAAUCUGAAUGUUACACACCACAAUGUGUCAAAUGCAGUACCAUGUUGGGGGAUCGAAUCAGAAUUAAUUUUUAACCUGUUUAUCUCUUGUAGCAGGAUAUCCCACAAGUGUGUCCUGUGUGUGUGUGUGUGUGUGUUGUUGUGUUAUUACUGUAUGUUUCUGAUGUCUGUAUGUGUAAGUGUGUUUUGUAUUACUGUUGGUGUGAAUGUGAGAUCCCAAAUCACAUGUUUAGGCUUGACACAUUUAGAGCUGGCGUCUGGUUCAGGAGGUGCGAUUUUUAGUUUUGAGCCCUAGUUUUAUAAACAGUAUUUGUUUAGAAGCCAUUUAAUUAACAUUUGCUAAUCUCUCAAAUUUAAUUUUUGACCUAUCGCCCAAAUUCACAGGUCACUUCUAGUUGAAUGCAGAGUUGAAUCCAUGCCUGUACUGUUUGUAAGGUACUAUCUGCAUUUACAGUCAAUCAUAUGAUGUUUCUUUAUUGGUCAUAAUUGCUGGAGAACCUUGGUUUUAGGACCAAAUAAUUCCAUUCUAUGCUGAACAGGUUUAAGGUAUUACCAAAAAAAAAACAACAAAAAAAAAUAAACAUUUAAAAUGGGAAUACGGCAUGGAAUUUGGGAAAAACGACACACCUCCUGCCUUGUGGGGACAGCACUUUUGCAACAAAGAUGUACAAUUGUAGACUGGAGUUAACAUUUUAUUUGCUGCAAAUAACAGGAAGGUCAAGUUGUGCCACUUGUCCAUUUUUAUGAAAAUAUUAUAAAGUGUACAUACAAUGUUGUAUAUUAAAAAGAAAAUCUUUAAAAUAAAAA
This is a messenger RNA of Puntigrus tetrazona (Sumatra barb), 5358 nucleotides long. It is a transcript of the gene ptpn4a, whose product is annotated as protein tyrosine phosphatase non-receptor type 4a. Gene Ontology annotation, cellular component: cytoskeleton; cytoplasmic side of plasma membrane; cytoplasm. The transcript has 27 exons. NCBI's taxonomy places the organism in Eukaryota, Metazoa, Chordata, Actinopteri, Cypriniformes, Cyprinidae. The record is from RefSeq and is a predicted model, not a curated record. Gene Ontology annotation, biological process: protein dephosphorylation. Bases 411 to 3203 code for a protein of 930 amino acids. Gene Ontology annotation, molecular function: cytoskeletal protein binding; protein tyrosine phosphatase activity.